AAAAUUAGUGAGGAAAAAAAAAUAGGGUUUUUAGGGGCUGCUGACCUGCGACUCCAUUUACUCUAGAACCCUCUUUCCUUCGUCUAUCGAUACCAGUUAAGCUCAUACAUUCGAAGACGACAUCAAAGCAGUACUUUCUUUACUUCAGCAAUGGCGACCGUCAUGCAAAAAAUCAAAGAUAUCGAAGAUGAGAUGGCAAAGACCCAAAAGAAUAAAGCAACAGCACAUCAUUUGGGCUUGUUGAAGGCUAAGCUUGCAAAAUUGAGAAGGGAGCUUCUAACACCUACAACAAAGGGAGGUGGUGGAGCUGGUGAAGGUUUUGAUGUUACAAAAAGUGGAGAUGCAAGGGUUGGUCUUGUGGGUUUUCCUUCUGUUGGAAAAUCAACCCUUUUAAAUAAGUUAACUGGGACUUUUUCAGAGGUUGCUUCAUAUGAGUUUACCACUCUCACAUGCAUUCCAGGUGUUAUUACAUAUCGAGGAGCUAAAAUUCAGUUGUUGGAUCUUCCUGGUAUUAUUGAAGGUGCUAAGGAUGGAAAGGGUAGAGGAAGGCAGGUUAUCAGCACUGCAAGGACAUGCAACUGUAUUCUGAUUGUGCUGGAUGCAAUUAAGCCAAUAACCCACAAACGUCUCAUUGAAAAAGAGCUUGAAGGAUUUGGCAUUAGGUUAAAUAAAGAGCCCCCAAAUCUAACAUUCAGGAAAAAAGAAAAGGGUGGCAUUAAUUUCACAUCAACAGUUGCUAACACACAUCUAGACCUUGAAACAGUAAAGGCAAUAUGUAGUGAAUACAAAAUACAUAAUGCUGAUGUCACCCUUAGGUUUGAUGCAACAGCUGAUGACCUCAUCGAUGUGAUCGAAGGUAGUAGAAUAUACACUCCUUGCAUCUAUGUUGUCAACAAAAUAGAUCAAAUCACACUUGAAGAGCUUCAGAUCUUGGAUAAACUUCCUCACUAUUGUCCUGUUAGUGCUCAUUUGGAAUGGAAUCUUGAUGGUUUGCUUGAGAUGAUAUGGGAGUAUCUGAGUUUGACCCGUAUUUAUACAAAACCCAAAGGAAUGAAUCCGGAUUAUGAAGACCCUGUGAUUCUUUCUUCUAAAAGAAAAACUGUUGAGGAUUUUUGCUUCAGGAUUCAUAAGGACAUGCUUAAGCAGUUUAAGUAUGCACUGGUGUGGGGUUCUAGUGCAAAACACAAGCCACAAAGGGUUGGGAAGGAACAUGAGCUUGAAGAUGAAGAUGUUGUGCAGAUCAUUAAGAAAGUGUGAGUUUAAAUUAUUUAAAAAAAAAAAAAAAAAAAGAAGAAAACAAACUAAAUUUUGUU
This is a messenger RNA of Lactuca saligna, 1313 nucleotides long. NCBI's taxonomy places the organism in Eukaryota, Viridiplantae, Streptophyta, Magnoliopsida, Asterales, Asteraceae. The record is from the annotation of a GenBank genome assembly.